UCCAGUGUGUCGGCCUGUGGAGCUUCAACAACAUUUCAUACGGAGACACCAGAGCGCUGCAUGUAAACUAGAGGCAUCAAAAAGAUGAAGCACCACAUUCCUCAGGAGGUGGAGCCGUGGUCCACUGACCAGAGGGUCGCUGGUUCAAUCCCCGGCCCCUGCAGUCUACGUGUAGAAGUGUCACUCACACACUGACACAACAAUAUGAUUCUAAUCACAGCUGUAAACACACUGGAGUCUAAAUGUUAAAGUACACACAGCUGCAUAUUGAUGUCAUUCUGUUUUUAUGUCACUCAGUGUCCUUCACACCUCUCACUUCACCUAAUCCGUUCAUUCUGUACUCUUCUAGUCACAUUCACCUCAUCAGCCCAAAUGCACUCACCUGUCUACCCUACUCACUACCUUCAGUAUUUAAACCGCAGUCACUCACUGGCUGCCACAUUUGUCUCCGCAUUCAUGCCAGACCUUCCAGCACUUUCCUUUGGAUUGAUUCCCUGGUGCCGACCCUGCCUGCCCGUCUCGCUCCUGCGCCAGUAAGCCACCUUGCCUUCAGUCCCAGACCACGUCUUUUUCCACUAACUGUUUGUUUGCAAUGAGGAAAAUAAAUGACUCUUAUUGGAACCAAUAUUGUCUGUUUGUUGUACUGCAUCUGGGUCCAAACCUCACGUGUUACAUAUUAAUAGAAACAAAAUAUAAACUUUUACCAGAAAAGGAACAAAAAAACAAUAACCUGAUAAUCUGAAAUUAUUUUUUGGAGGUUGAUCAAACUUAACUCAGGCAUAAUUGAAACAUUUGGUCCUUAAAACUUUGAUUUAUUUAUAGUAAUUAUUUAUAAAGUACCCAUUUUCUGAAGUGACAAAUAUUAUAUUUUUGAUAAUAAAUGUGUUAACACAUGAGUGCUGCUACAAUAUCAGAGGCUGGACAGAAUAAUAUGAUUUCCCUAAAGACUCAAGUGGAUUCUUCCAGAACAGAAGUAGAAGUGAUGUGUCAGCUGGGUGGAGGAAACAAUCAAUAUCUACGCUAAUCAAUAUCUUCUAACCUCUUAGUGUGUUUAUUCAUGUCUCCUCCAGAUGGUCCACAGCGUCCCUCUGUGUCAGUGAGUCCCUCUGCUGAGAUGAAGGAGGGUGGUUCAGUGAAUCUGACCUGUAGCACUGAUGCUAACCCAGCAGCUAACUACACCUGGUACAAGGAGGAUGGAACUUCAGACCCUCUUCUUCUCAGUGUAGAACCUCAGCUGGUCUUCAUCUCCAUCCAGUCCUCUGACUCUGGAAGGUAUUCCUGUGCAGCUGAGAACCAGCUGGGGAGGAAGAGGUCUGACUUCAUCUCUAUCGAUGUGAAAUAUGCUCUGAAGAUUUCCUUUGUGUCGAUGAGCUCAUCUGGUGACAUCAUAAAGGGAAGUUCAGUGACUCUGAACUGUAGCACUGAUUCUAACCCAGCAGCUAACUACACCUGGUACAAGAAGAAUGGAACUUCAGACUCUCGUCUUCUCAGUGAAGGACCUCAGCUGGUCUUCAUCUCCAUCCAGUCCUCUGACUCUGGAAGGUAUUCCUGUGCAGCUGAGAACCAGCUGGGGAGGAAGACGUCUGACUUCAUCUCUAUCGAUGUGAAAUGUGAGUGA
Messenger RNA from Pungitius pungitius (ninespine stickleback), 1618 nucleotides. RefSeq names its product vascular cell adhesion protein 1-like. NCBI's taxonomy places the organism in Eukaryota, Metazoa, Chordata, Actinopteri, Perciformes, Gasterosteidae. The coding region runs from base 1058 to 1618 and encodes 186 amino acids. The record is from RefSeq and is a predicted model, not a curated record. The transcript is spliced from 2 exons.